AUAAAAAUUUAGCCACAAUGGUUAAUUGGUUAUGUAGAGUCCAUUUUGCGAGGUUUGGAUUACACACCAGCGAGUGAUGCAGCGUCUCAAGCUCCAACUGGUGCUACCAUCACUAUCACCCUCACGCUGCUCACACGUUUCUCUGAAACCCAAUUUCCGCUUCUCUUCUUCCAAGGUUUCACCAUGGCCUGGUCUCUGUUCAUGGAGGGAGAGUCCUCUCAAUGAGAAUCGCAACUGGGGUCCCAAUGGCCCUCAACCCGAACCCGAAUCCGAACCCAUUCACUCCCCAUUCGGACAAGCUUCUUCAUUGGCCGAGCUUGGUUCUAUCGUUCUUUCCACCGCCGACCCUCUCACCAAGUCUCGCCUCUCUCACAUGGCUUACUCCCUCUGGCGCCGCCGCAACCUCCCUGUUGGACGUUCGGAUCCUCCCUCUCGACCCGCCCGACCCGAGAAGCCUCAAUUGGUUUCCCCUAAGGAAAUUCCUGCUCCCAAGAACUCAGGUUUGCCUCUGAAUGCUUAUCUGCUUCACAAUUUGGCACACGUGGAGCUCAAUGCAAUUGAUUUGGCGUGGGAUACUGUUGUUAGGUUUUCUCCCUAUAGUGAGGUUCUUGGGGAGGGGUUCUUUGCUGACUUUGCUCAUGUUGCUGAUGACGAGAGCCGUCAUUUCUCUUGGUGUUCACAGAGGCUUGCUGAGCUUGGUUUUAAAUAUGGAGAUAUGCCAGCCCACAAUUUGCUAUGGAGGGAAUGUGAGAAAUCAUCAGACAAUGUUGCUGCACGUUUGGCAGUGAUCCCACUAGUCCAGGAGGCUAGAGGACUUGAUGCUGGGCCACGCCUGGUUCAAAAAUUAGUGGGUUUUGGUGAUAAUUGGACAUCUAAAAUUGUGGCUAGAAUCGCUGAGGAGGAAGUUGCACAUGUAGCAGUUGGGCUCUACUGGUUUCUUUCUGUCUGUCAAAAAAUGGAUUGUGCCCCAGACUCCACCUUCAAAGACUUGCUUAAGGAAUAUAAUGUGGAACUAAAGGGUCCUUUCAACUAUACAGCUCGAGAGGAAGCUGGCAUUCCCCGAGAUUGGUAUGAUGCACUAUCUUCAAGCAACGAGGACAAGAAAGACAAAGAUGGCUAUAAAAAGCAGCUCUCUCCGGUUUAUGAGAGGCUGGCUUCCAUCAUUGCUAUGGAAAGAGAGAAUUCAAGUUUGGCCAAGCCACCUGAAUGAUGUUGUCAUCAUAUAAUAUGAUCAAUUCUGUUCUUGAACGAAAAAUAUUGGCUGCUGUUUGAACUAAUCUCCUCAACCGCCAACGAGCACGAGAGCGCCAUCAUAUACAAGGGAUGAGGUUAGUGAUGCAUUCUCUCAUUAGCAACGUUGUUUGACUGGAAGUGCUGAUGUAAAUUCUGAAAUCCAGCUGUCCACCCAUCCACUAUCUUUUGAGAAAAGUAAGCAAAAGAAAAAUUCAUUUUACCAUGUACGUAUACACAUUACACCAGCUUUUAGUAUAGACACUGAUGUAAAUAUACAAACUUUAUGAAUUCUUAAGAUCAUUACAAGCUCCGAGCAACACUUAAUCAAAGCUCUGUGUAUUACUCGCGGAACCACAUGUCUUCAAAUCUUCGUUGUAUUACAUAUUCAGUAUAAAAUUCCUGGAUUUUACCGUGAAAUACCCAAAAGUCGACAUGUUAUUUAUUCAUGAAAUUAGGCAGAUUGCAUGAGUAAAUAUUUACAAAAUAUUGUGAAUAUAUAUUGGUAUUGUGCAAAUAUAUAUUUUUAUUAAAAUUUUCAAUUUUUUUUAAUCCACAACAAGAGACCGAAGGUAGUAACAAACAUGGUGUUUCUCCUAAGUACUCAACGAGAUAGAGUAAGCUCAGCUGUCAAUGUUUCUAUGGCAUAUUUUAAAUGUUUUUUUUUUGAAAUUUUAGGUUCUACGUAUGAUGAUGAAUAUGUUGAUUUGAUCUUGGAGUGUUGAAUGCAUUAUUGAGAAAAUUAGGACUGUUGAUUUGACUUGAUUAAAUCAAGUGUGCCUUGUCUUAGAUUAUCCUUUGAGGUUUCAAAUCUCGUACCAGCUCCCAGCCUCCUGCACUGUGGGGAGGGCUCAUCCUCAUGGGAGGCUUUCUAGUUUCUACCCAUUUUAGGUGGGUUUUCUCCCCCUCUCUUGCGAGGGUCUUUUAUCCUUUUAAGUGUGAUUUUUCCUUAUGUUAUUUCAAUCAUGUUUUUCUCAUUCUCCUCCCACUAUCUCUCAACCUCUUUCUUUCUGUCAUCACUUCUGAAUACCUUCCUUAAAUAUUUGUUUUUGCUUCACUCUCAUCUAGUUUUCAACCACCUCUUCCCCCUGUCCCUUCUCUUAUAUUUUAGUUUCAAUCACCUCUGGAAUUUUGUGCGGCUAAGCCUCUUGUGCUGUCACUAGUCUCCCUCGCAGAAGAUCUGGCAAAGCCAGCUGGCCUGUGAAAAUAGGACAUUGAAGUAAAAAUCGAAGGAAUGGAUGUAUGAAAAAAUAGCCAAAGGUUUGGGAUUAACAUCAAAUUUGAUAGAUGAGUUUAUUUUUGUGUUCUUAUUUUUUUGUUGCUGAUUUUGUGACAAACACGCUUUGGUUUUGUAAUGUUCAAUUAUGUGCAUUGUGGUAUUGCUCAUUUAAUUUGUACUCCUCACAUGGAGAUUUAAGUGUCGUUUUGCUGCCUUAGUGGCAUUAAUCCAAUCAUACAAAAAAAAAUUCUCAUUUGAUGCAAGUGUUGAUGAGCUUCUCAAUCCAAGACUCUUGGGGGAAAAAAAACUGAGUAUUUUCAUACAAUGUCAAUAUAUAAUACUAAUGUGUAGUUAUGUUCGUCUCAUAAAUUUACAAAGUCUGCAUGUUUGUAUUUGAUAAUCCAUAUAACUUGUCUAUCUUUAUUACUAUAAGCAAACAUUACACGAAUUGUCACUGUUAAACUUUAAUAGUAGUAGUUAGGUAAGACUAAACAUUUACUAUUACCAUUUUAAUUAGCUUCUAACACAUUAUUGUUCAUUGUUUGUGUUAUAAAUUAGUUAAAAUAUUAAAAAUAUCUUAUGAUGUACUAAUAAAAAUUUAAUGUGCCAUCUUAUAUAUUCAUAAAAUUUUGAUGAACAUUGUACUGAAAUUAUUGGGAUCAUAAAAUUUAAAUUAUAAUCAUAAGCCGUACAACUAGUAUUCUAUUUCUGUAAUAUAUAAAUAGCGUAUUCUGCAGUAGUAUAACUUUCCUUUCACGAAAAUCUUGCUGUACUAGGCUCAUAUAUUAUCCUAGUGUUCUAGUUGCUUUGGCUUAAAGUCAGAAAACGUAUCUAUCCUCCUUUCCCAGCAGGACAAAGAUUCUCAAGUUACACCUAUUUCUUCUUCUCUCAUCUUUCUUUCUCAAACAAAUAAAGGAAAAAAACACUGAUAGCUAGAAAUUCAUAGAAAUGUGCAACGCAGACGGUGAGUGCAGGCCCUUGGGGUUUCUCUUGGGUCUUCCCUUCGCCUUUCUCUGUCUCGUCCUCUCAAUCGUUGGCCUUCUUAUAUGGAUUGUCGGGUUGUUGCUUACAUGCAUAUGCCCCUGCUGCUUAUGCCUCACAUUAAUAGUGGAGUUUGCUUUGGAGUUAGUCAAGGCUCCCUUGCAUGUCAUGGAGUGGUUCACCUCUCAGAUUCCCUGUUGAGUGCUUUCGCGAAUUGUAUCAGAAAGUGCAUGCUACACUGGUAUUUGGAUGGUGGAUUGGUGGUGGUGGUGAUGUCUUCUUUUUUUAAUAUGCUGGCUUGGGAAAAUGACAUAGUUUUCAAGUUUUUGACUUCUUGUGAUUUCUGGUUUCUCUGGAAAAUAACUGUAUUGGGUUCAAUGAAUUUGCACAAAAAAGAGGAAUAAAGAGUUCAUAGUAGAUUGUUGUUUCUUA
Molecule: messenger RNA, 3862 nt
Organism: Lotus japonicus
Lineage: Eukaryota; Viridiplantae; Streptophyta; Magnoliopsida; Fabales; Fabaceae
Exons: 8
Coding region: 77-1210 (377 amino acids)
Source: RefSeq, a predicted model, not a curated record